This is a messenger RNA of Solanum verrucosum, 654 nucleotides long. RefSeq lists its product as uncharacterized. Bases 78 to 527 code for a protein of 149 amino acids. The transcript is spliced from 2 exons. NCBI's taxonomy places the organism in Eukaryota, Viridiplantae, Streptophyta, Magnoliopsida, Solanales, Solanaceae. The record is from RefSeq and is a predicted model, not a curated record.
AACAAGAGUGAAAAAAGACAUGAUUUUGAUCGGCUUUUGACCUUUUUUGGGGUUCUUGAUUUUGGUAUAACAAAAGAAUGGGAGAAGUGGAGGGGUGGGGCUGGCCACCAUCACCAAGUGGAUCACCAAUGUACACAACAAAAGAUGAUCAUUGGACACAUUUUGACAAUUCUGUUAAUGCUGUUUCUUUUGGUUUUGUUGCCACUGCCAUUCUUAUUUCUAUGUUCCUUGUCAUGGCUAUUUUUGAGAGGUUUCUCAGGCCCAAUUCACCAGCUUUAUCGACGUCCCGUGGCCGGAAUCUUGGUGACAUUGAAUCCCAGAUGAGCUUCUAUGGAAAACUUGGUCAUCAAACACCUAAAGUGUCAACGAAGGCUCGAGAAGUUUCAGUGUUGAUGCCAGGAGAAGAUGUCCCUACUUUUCUAGCCAAUCCUGCUCCCGUACCCUGUCCUCCUGAACGCGAUCCAUGGCCUCUCCAUCAACAGAAUUCCUUGCCCGGUCUCUUGAACUUGGACUCGAAUGCACAAUAAUCCUAGCUAGCUCAAUUUGAAGGCAAUAAACAUUCAAAAUACCAAAAUGAUGGAGUUCACCAAUUGGUUUUUUGUUCCUCCCCUUGGCUCCUUAAUUUAUUAAUGUACAUAUAGCAUUUAGGUAUUG